UCCUACGCAUAGAACCCCACUUAAACAUUUUGCACGCUGCACAACUGCACAAGCUAGUCUAGGUGGAUUCAUCACCCACUCUUUAAACUUCCCCUGUACCUUGCUACUUCCUAUUUAUUUCACCCUCUUCCUCCUCACAACAACGCUUACGGCGACGCCACAAGCGACGGAGACGGUUUCUUCUCACCUUACACCGCCAAUCGCUUUUCCUCAUUGUUGAUCCAUUCAACGCCUCGUUUAGGGUCCGCACCGGCCCGCUUCCUUCUCGUUUCGUCCCUUUUCUCUGUAACUGAAAUCACUCACUCCCACUACUUCUUCUACCGAUUGCUGAACUAGGAAAGGAGCUGGUUUGCAUCUUUGCUUACAUAUUAGGGACAAAUCCCGACUCUAGGGGCUUUGCAUAGGUUUAUGAGUUAUAUCUUCUUCUUAUCUUUUGUUUUGCCGAUGAACCCUAUGCAAAACGGAAGCACAUUUAAGCUACCCCGAAGAGCAAAAGGCAAAAAGAAGAGGGGUCUACGAGUAAAAGAUGUUAAAGUAGCAGAAACACCCUCAGAAUUCUCAUUUGAUAUAGCCAAAACUGCAGUUUCUCAGAUCUGCCAAUCAGUUGGCUACAAAAGAACCAAAUACGAUGCUCUUGAAGCCUUAACUAAUGUUACCACAAAAUAUCUCGAAGCCAUUGCAAGAUCCGCUGCUUCUUUUGCGAAUGCAUCCAACCGUACUGAAUCAAACCUCUUUGACCUCAUCAAUGGCAUUCAUGAUAUGUGUUCUGUUCGAGGAGUUCCCGGUGGUUCAAAAAUGCAUUCAAGUAACCUGCUGAGUUCUGGAGCUCUAAAAGAUAUAAUGAGUUUUGUCAAAUUCUCCAAAGAAGUGCCAUUUUCCAAACCAAUUCCAUCAAAAAAUGGUCACGGUAGCCGAAAUCCAGAAGUAAUCACUGAUUCUGGCUCAUCAACAAGCUUACAGGAAGCAAAACCAAAAGGUUUGCAUAUACCAAGCUGGCUCCCAGAUUUUCCCAAGGAAAGCUUAUAUAAAAAGUCUGAAGGGGGUUUAGUAAAGGAGAGGAAAUGUGGAGAAAAAUUGUGGGAACAUUCACUUGCAAUGGAAGAUUGCAUUGGCAACGGAGAGGAAAAUAGCGACAUGUUAAAGAGCAAUGACAGAAACAAAAAAGAAGAGAAAGACAUAGCGACGGAGUUAGCCAAGGAAAGAGGAAGGGUGAAGUUUAAAAUCGGAAAGGAGGAAGAGAAGCAGAUUGGGUUGGGUAUGAAUAUGAAUAUGAUGAACGGGGUUUGUAAAGGAAGGAAAAGAGUGUCUUGGAGUCAUUAUAAAAUGAAUGACUGUAUGAGUAAGGCUGGUGAAAAUGAUGAUGAAAGGAGUGCAUUAAAAGGAGAGAUGAGUUAACAUGAUUGUUAUGGAAAUUAUGUUUGAAAUUUUUGUGGAGACUAUUCUUCAUGGAGUAUUAGGAAAGAAGAGAUUGACCUGAAAACAAUAUAGAAUUUGCUUCUCUUCAUCGAUUAGCGUUUUCCAUAGCUGGCCAUACCAUCCUAGGCUACUGUUUUUAAUUUUCUAUUUUCUAUUUCGUAUUUUGUUAUAUAUAAAAUGAUCCCCACUCAACGAAUCUAUUGUAAACAGUGGCGCAGCGGUUUUGCACAAUACAGAUGCAUCAGGUCUAAGGACUGAAUCUGGCGUGACUCAAAUUAAAGCAAUUUUAACUCCAUUUAGUAGGCUUAUUAUAACUCACUCUAACACUCACAUGGUUGUUUUUUUCUAUCAU
Molecule: messenger RNA, 1768 nt
Organism: Vicia villosa (hairy vetch)
Lineage: Eukaryota; Viridiplantae; Streptophyta; Magnoliopsida; Fabales; Fabaceae
Exons: 2
Coding region: 409-1395 (328 amino acids)
Cellular component (GO): transcription factor TFIID complex
Molecular function (GO): protein heterodimerization activity
Source: RefSeq, a predicted model, not a curated record